This is a messenger RNA of Prunus dulcis (almond), 2132 nucleotides long. Its product is annotated as probable serine/threonine-protein kinase At1g01540. The record is from RefSeq and is a predicted model, not a curated record. Gene Ontology annotation, biological process: protein phosphorylation. NCBI's taxonomy places the organism in Eukaryota, Viridiplantae, Streptophyta, Magnoliopsida, Rosales, Rosaceae. Bases 282 to 1847 code for a protein of 521 amino acids. Gene Ontology annotation, molecular function: ATP binding; protein kinase activity. The transcript has 7 exons.
AGAUUUACACUUGUGCAUAAGCAUUAGAAGAAGGUUAGUGGAGGAUUCUCAUCAUGAUUUGUGCUGGCUCUCUCUCCUCUCUCUCUCUGUGAACCCCACUCAGUCUGAGCUCAGCAGCCCAAUUUCUCAAUCUCUCAUUUAUCAAGUCCCCACUGUCACUGAAUACUCUCUCUUUGUCUGACUCUCUGUCUCCAUUCUAAGCAUUCUUCUUCUUCUUUUUUCUUUUUCUUGUUCUUCUUUUUUCUCCUUCUUCAUGUGAAGAAGAAGAAGUGACUAUUACAAUGUCUGGGUACUCGUUUCUGAACGACCAGCUCUCAAAGCGGACCUCCAUUUUUGGUUUGCACUUGUGGGUUGUUUUGGGAAUUUGUGUAGGAGCAGCCAUUGUUCUGGUUCUCUUCCUCAUAUCACUCUGGUUCACUUCACGGCGCAACAGUAGUUCCUCAAAAGCCAAGACCUUUAAUCAGAAUUCAACCAUCCCGAACGUCUCUAAGGAGAUCCAAGAAAUCCGAAUCGACCACGCUCGGAACCCAGUACCCGACCCGAAUCCCAUCCAGCACCAGAACCACCCCGACCCGGUUGCUGACUCGGAGCCCUUGGCCAGAGCCCAAGCCCUGCUUCUUCAGCCGGAGGAUCAUGAGAGCCCCGCUGGGGGUGGUGGCCGACAAAGAAUUCACAUUGAGAUUGGGAAGGACCAUCGGAUUUCGUACCCGGAGAAGGGAGGGGGGUCCUCGCAUGGAAGUGGUGAGGCUCGUUCUGGGGACCAGGGGCUGAUGGCUGUGCCUGAAGUUUCGCAUUUGGGUUGGGGCCAUUGGUACACUCUCAGAGAGCUUGAGGAUGCUACUAAUGGGUUUGCUGAUGAGAAUGUGAUUGGUGAAGGUGGCUAUGGAAUUGUGUACCGUGGUAUCUUUGAGGAUAAUCAUAUGGUUGCUGUCAAGAAUUUGCUCAAUAACAAGGGACAAGCUGAGAAGGAGUUUAAGGUCGAAGUUGAAGCAAUUGGCCGUGUUCGCCAUAAGAAUUUAGUAAGGUUGCUUGGUUAUUGUGCUGAAGGAGCUCAUAGGAUGCUUGUAUAUGAGUAUGUUGACAAUGGAAAUUUGGAACAAUGGCUUCAUGGAGAUGUUGGGCCUACCAGCCCUCUUACGUGGGAGAUUCGUAUGAAUGUAAUACUUGGGACAGCGAAAGGGUUGACAUACUUGCAUGAGGGGCUUGAGCCCAAGGUCGUUCACCGUGAUAUAAAGUCUAGCAACAUCUUACUUGAUAAGCAGUGGAAUUCAAAAGUAUCUGACUUUGGCUUAGCAAAGCUCCUGGGCUCAGAAAGGAGUUACGUGACAACUCGUGUGAUGGGAACAUUCGGAUAUGUAGCUCCAGAAUAUGCUAGUACUGGUAUGUUGAAUGAAAGAAGUGAUGUUUAUAGUUUCGGAAUUCUCAUAAUGGAGAUAAUUUCUGGGAGAAACCCAGUGGACUAUAGCCGCCCUCAAGGAGAGGUGAACCUAGUUGAGUGGCUUAAAGCAAUGGUUACAAAUCGAACUGCCGAGGGAGUUUUGGAUCCUAGGUUACCAGAGAUACCUUCUUCAAGGGCACUGAAGCGUGCUCUUUUGGUUGCCUUGCGUUGCGUGGACCCGAAUGCUCAAAAGAGGCCAAAAAUGGGGCAUGUGGUACAUAUGCUUGAAGCCGAUGAGUUCCCUUUCCGAGAUGACCGCAGGGCUGGAAGAGAAUAUGGACGGUCACCACGUGAUGCUUCAAGGAUGGACAAGCGCGUGAUUGAAUCAGGUGAUAGUAGUGGGUAUGAGAGUGGUGCCCAAACUAACCAGUCAUUAUGGAGAAAGCGAGAAUUGGAAGAAGAGCAUUAGCCUCACCAGUCACCAGUUUCACGAGUAAGGUGAAUUGACUCACCUUGUUUUGCCCCUAUGCUUCUGUCUAGGGAUAGGUUAAAUUAUGUAGCUGUUAAUUACUUCCCCUGUAUAGCCAUUCAUGUCAAUAUGAGCUUGCACUUCGGUGGAUUCUCUAGCAUUUCGUUCCUUUUCUCUCAAUGUAAUUGAAAUAAACCAGAUUAGUGUUUUUCACUCCACCGGCUCUUCUAUGGUAAUUUGGUCCUAAGGGAAUUUUCAUAAAUAGUAAUUCUCGAAUCAUCGCAA